AUGGCUGAGGUAGACGAUCCACGAAAGCAAUCUAACGCACCAGGAGUUGGAUUAACACUUGCCGAAAGCGAUUUUGUAUUUUCUACCAAAAGGCAUACUGGUUCUGAAAACACCUAUAUAAUUCGACCCAACUUUUCACAGAAGUUUCGUCCAGCUGCAGUGAAGGAGGUCAUACACCUGGUACUUACAGAAAAGCUACAAGGAAAAUCCUACAGUCCUGAAGACACAACUGUAUGGACCAAAGAAAUCUCAGAUGCUGUCAAGUCCAGGUUGAAAGAAAUGGGUUAUGAUAGGUACAAAUUUGUGGUCCAGGCUGUUAUAGGAGAGCAGAAAGGAGAGGGUGUCAAGAUGGCUUGUAGAUGUUUCUGGGACUCUGAUACAGAUAAUUAUGCACAAGAUAUUUUUAUAAAUGAUUCUCUCUUCUGUGUGACUGCAGCCUUUGGUGUUUUCAAGUACUAG
Molecule: messenger RNA, 459 nt
Organism: Candidula unifasciata
Lineage: Eukaryota; Metazoa; Mollusca; Gastropoda; Stylommatophora; Geomitridae
Source: the annotation of a GenBank genome assembly